UGUUCGAAUCGGUCGAAAGCUGGCGCAAAGGCGAGGCAAUUUCAAAACAAGUCAUCAAGUGGAUUAUGUUUGUGUAUUGACGAUCGACGAUCUAAUGGAUUAUCAAAAGAUGAAAGAUUAUACGAACUGGGUAUUCAUGCGAUCUACCUAAAAAUCUCCAGUGAUUGACUAUGUUUGUGAGUAACGUUGGCGUGUGCGCGAAAACUGUACCUUUUAUUGUAGAUUUCAUUUGCUAUCGGUACUGGUUGACAUUGACAUUUGGUGGCCCGUGACUGUUCUAUAUCGAGAGAGAUUAACAGGUAAUCCCGGUGCGUGUGAUUAAUUCCGACCCAGUUCAUUCCUUGCAGUGCAACCAGUGUCACAGGAUUAAUAAUAACGAAACGUACGCUUGAAAUCUUUACAUUGUGUCAUGUUGCCCGGCGAGGUGUGUUUCAUAGGGCGUGAUAUUUUAUACAUUGUGGUUUGAUAAUUUGUUACGGAAUCACAGAGUGAGUAAAUAUGUCAGGAAGGAUAAAUUCACCGAAAAAGGCUACGCCUAAGGGUAAGAGUAAGAGACUUUUACCCUAUGUUCCAUCCAAUGCUGUCUCAAAAGGGGUAACAUUCAAUGAAGAAACGGUCGAAACUUCUAUAGGAGGCACUCAGUCUACUGGGAUGAUUAAACCUGAGGCAGCUAUACACCCGUUGUCCCCAAUGGAAAAUAAUCUUAUGUCAAGAUUUGUGUCCAAGUUUACAGAAAAACUUGGAUUAAAUAUUGGUAAAGAAAACAAAGGCAUGGAUAACCCACCUCAGCCAAUUGACACAUCUACUCCUGAUUCAAGUCUUGAAGAUACGAAAGAUCAAAUCAUGAAGAAACCAGAGGAAUGUCUUCCAAAAGAGAAGAAAGUUGAAACACUGCCUCCAAAAGUGAAGAAAGUAGAGGAGGCUCCUAAAAAGCCUCUCUUUGACAUUGAAUUAGGGCCUCCAUGUACAGAUCCAUUUCGGACACCAACAAAAGUUGCAAGACGUCAUACGCUGGAAAGCCGUAUAUUUCGGACUCCGGACUGUUACAAAGUUGUACAGAUGGAAACCCCCCGGAAAUAUGACAUGAGUUAUGAUGACCUUGGUGAUAUCGACAGUGAUGAAGAUAGCUGUACGAGUGUCACUGUGGCUGUACGUGUUCGACCCCUCAGUCAAAGGGAAUUAUUGGACCCAAAUGUCAAGACAGUUGUGUCGAUGAAUGGCAAUGAAACGACAGUGACAGCAGAGAAUGGUUUGACCUACAGAUUUGCAUAUGACUUUUCCUUCUGGUCAUGUGAGCGAGGCCACAGUGAGUUCUCGAGUCAGCAGUCGGUCUAUGACAGCCUGGCCCAGCCUCUCCUCGGCAAGGCCUUCGAGGGCUACAACACCUGCCUGUUUGCUUAUGGACAGACUGGCAGCGGGAAAAGCUAUAGCAUAAUGGGCCAUGGCUCGGAGACAGGCAUUAUUCCCCGCUUCUGUGAGGAGCUUUUUACUCGAGCAGAAAACUUCCGAGAUAAAGACAAGGUGAAAAUCAGUGUUGAAAUCAGCUUCUUUGAGAUUUACAAUGAAAAGAUUCAUGACCUGCUGAUGUCAUCUAAAGACAAAGGUGGCAAGAAACCCACGCUGAAGGUACGGGAACAUCCAGUGCUAGGGCCGUACGUCGAAGGACUGUCCACGUUUGUUGUCAACUCUUUUGAGGAUGUCAAGGGCUGGAUCACACUGGGAAACAAAAACAGAGCCACAGCUGCCACGGGGAUGAAUGACAAGAGCAGCCGAUCACACUCCGUCUUCACCAUCGUCAUGACGCAGACCAGGACGGAGCGUCUGGAGGGACAAGAUCAUGACAGCUCUGUCAACAGCAAGAUAAACCUGGUGGAUCUGGCGGGCAGUGAGAGACAGUCUGCAGCACAGACCUCCGGGGAGAGACUCCGGGAAGGAGCCAACAUCAACAAGUCCCUGAUGACUCUGGGCAAAGUCAUCUCCCUUCUGUCAGACCAGUCCACCUCCAAGAAGAAACGCUACAUUCCGUAUCGAGACUCCGUGCUCACAUGGCUACUGAAGGAGAGUCUGGGUGGCAACUCGAAGACGGCCAUGAUAGCCACCAUCAGCCCGGCGAACCACCAUACGGAGGAAACACUCAGCACACUCAGAUACGCCAAGCAAGCCCGAUCCAUCGUCAAUGUCGUGCGUGUCAAUGAAGACCCCAAGGCCAAGAUUAUCCGGGAGCUGCGGUCCGAGAUUGAGAAGCUGCGGGGUAAGACAGCAGGGAGUGUCUGUGACGAGAGCCACACCUCCAGCCUGAUCGAGAUCGCCACCCUCCGGGACAGGCUGAUGGAGAAGGAGCGGGAGAUGGAUGAAAUGUCAAGGUCAUGGCAGGAGAGACUGAGAAGGUCCGAGGAGAAAAAGGUUGCGGAAGGACGGGUGUUGGAGAAAUCAGGCAUUGCUCUGAAGGUGGACAACAAGCUCCCCAACCUGGUGAACCUGAACGAAGACCCACAGCUGUCGGAGAUGUUGCUCUACGUCAUCAAGGAGGGGCAGACGCGGGUUGGACGAAUGAGCGAGACUUCCAAGCAUGAUAUACAACUCAAUGGGGCCCUUAUUGCCGACAAUCACUGCAUCAUCAACAACGUUGAGGGUGUGAUAAGCAUUACUCCCAUCGGAGACGCACCAACCUAUGUCAACGGGAACCUCAUCUCUGAGCCCACGAUACUGCAUCAUGCUGACCGGGUGAUCCUGGGCGGUGACCACUACUUCCGGUUCAACCAUCCAAUGGAAGUCCAGAAGGGCAAGAAGACGAGUCUGACGUCCAGUGAGGUGAAGGACUUUGAGUUUGCCAAGCAGGAGUUACUGCGAGUCCAAGAAGCCAGGCUGCAGUGUGAGCUGGAUGAGGCGCGGCGGCAGGCUCAGCAGGAGCUGGUGGAGGAGGUGGAGAAGGCCAGGAAGGAGGCUGCCCAGGUGCUGGACCAGCAGAAGACAGGCUACGAGGACAGGCUGGCACAGCUGGAGCAGGCACUGAGCAGCCAGAGUCUCGAGGCUCGCAAGGCAGAGGAGUGGAGACAAGAGGCUGAGGAUAUCAUCAGCAAGCUGAAGAAACAGAAGAUGAUGCUGGAGCAGGAGGUGUUGGCAGGGAGGAGGAGGCAGGUGGAGGAGGCCCAGGCAGCGGAGAAGACAGCGGGACAGAUACCACUGGGCAGGUCUCGACUUCUGGAACUGCUGCACUCAGAGAAACAGAAGGCAGUGGAGAACCUGGAGAAGCUGAAACAGAAGCGUACCGAGAUGAUGACACCGUCCAAACGCCAGCGAGUGCCUGACACCAUGACCGGUCGCACUGACCUCUACAAGGUGGCGCUGCUACUGAGGGAAGCCAACAAGAUCAGUCAGUACCUGAAGAAGAAUACGACAUUCAGCCGGGAAGACAUUUUGGAAGAUGACCAAGUGAAGCCGCUCAUCAAAGUGACCAACACCAAACAUAACAUCUGCACGUACUGGACACUGGUCAAGUUUGAGGAGAAGCUGUUGCACAUGAGGGAUCUGUUCCAGAACGAGGGUGAGAGUUGUUCGGAGGAUGACGAGGUGUUCCAUGACCCUGGGGACAGCUGGGAGAGGGACCCUCACCUGGCCGGCUCCCCCCUCAACUCCCCCCAGGUCAUGGCUGGCUACCACCGGAGUCCUCUGUCCUCCUGCCGGUCCUCCCAACUCAGCAGUAGCAGCAGCUAUACGUACAAAAGAUUGUCUCUCGGAUCUGUUGGGAACCAUUCCAGCUUGGCUGAUGUUUCCCGGAUGUGCAAGGACCUUGUAGCAAGGAUCACCGACAGACAUUCAGGAACUGCACUACAAGAGAGUUUUGCCGACAAGAUUCUGUGCAGUUGUCACGACCUUCGUCUGUCUGUGUUAGCCAUCGUGGACUCGACGGGAGGACCUGAUGAUGAAUUGCACAGCCAGGAGAGACACCUGCUGCAGCUGGCUGUGUGCCUCCAGCAGCUGUCGACCGGCUGCAGUCUGUGGGCGCAGCUGUAUGAGGGAUGUGAGUCAUCCAACCUCACGGAGCUGCUGCAGCAGCUAGUGUCACAGCUUCGGACAGUCAGCGGUCAUGUUGCAAUGUUUAUACAGGGUUGUGAAAAUGAACUACGCAGUAUGGUCCAAGAGUCGGGGAUGAAGAUCAUCGACAGUGUCAUCAAGAUGUGUCGGCAGUGCGGGGAGAUUGCACUGGUCACAGACACUCACAUGACAUCGUUUGACGUCCAAGGGGAACAUCGACAUCAACAGCUGGCUCAUGACGUCUGCCAGGCGUUCCUGUCUGGAGGGGACUCCCACGUGGACAGGUCCCUACAAGAUGGCGUUCAGUCCCUCGAGGAGACCGAGUGUCGAGCACAAGCUCUGGCAGACCAAGCCGUCACAAGUCUGAAAUAUGGUGAUCUACCCCAGCACAUAGAAAUUGUUGUUUCAACCAACAAAGUUUUGCUGCAGAAGUGUCAAGAAAUUCAGAUUGAGCUGGACACAAGCAUGCGAGACAGCUCCGACUCUCACUUACCGCACUUCUACCAGACAAGCUUCCGACGAUCUCAAGCCCUCUUGUCUCACAUCAACAGUUUGGUAGACACAGCAAGUCUCCUUGUCCAGUCAGCUGUACCUGUGUUAGAAGACACCAGUGGAGGGGAUGUCCGGCGAGUGUACCGCUGUGCAGAGCUGAUACAGAAGGCUGCUCUGAGAAUGCUGAGCUCAGCGGGCAGAGGGCCCGUCAAGGACUCAGGGUCUGACCUAGAAGAGAUGUCUGUUCUCUCCGAUUCUCAAGCCGAACAGUUGGAAUAUGCUGGACAGGAAGUGAACUCUGCGACGAUCUCUCUCAUGGAGAAUGUGUCAAAGUUUAUCAGUGCUGACAAGUGGACAAUAUCCCCAGGUCGUGGGAAGAGGUUGUUACCAAUCUCUCCAGAGAAGUCUCCUGGUGGGCCUGUACCUUCUCGAUGUGUGUCGGUGAAGAAAAACAUCAUUCUUGUCAAUGGUGCUAAGUCAUGAGAUUUGCAGAGAAGAUGGAAACCAAAUGUAGACCAGCACCACAUUUUAUUUAACCGGUGCUAAGAUGUAACUUCCACAGAUGAAUAUCAGUUAUGUCAUGAAAUAAUACUGUUUAAUAAUCACAAAUAAUUGAUUUUAGAUUCAAGACAGUUGGUGAUUUUAUACAUAUAUAAACCUCCAUGACAAACAAUUAACAUAAUCAAAUCAUGUAGGAAAGUAUUUUAUAUGUAUAUAGUUACUUAUCCUGACAACGGUGAACAAAUCCCUGGGCAUACUUCAUGACUUGUAUUUUGAAAGACAUAACCAAAACAUUGCAAUGUUUUUAAUAGCUUUCUCAUGUUAAAGUUGGCACUGUAGUUUCAUGUAUUCUGUGAUUAGUAGAUCACCCUGGAAUGCUUUCCUGUUAAGGGUACUCUACCAUUGCCCGUCUGGCAUAUAUACUACUAACAACAUAACUACUUGCCUAAACUGCUUAUCAGUGUAUUGAAUUGACACCAGUUUCAGGUCUUCAGCAACCCGUGCUUGCCGUAAAAGGUGACUUUGCCUGUCGUAAGAGGCGACUAACGGGACCGGGUGGUCAGACUCCACACUUGGUUGAUGCAUGACAUCAAUCCUAAUUGCCUGGA
Haliotis rufescens (red abalone) is the source of this 5636-nucleotide messenger RNA. RefSeq names its product kinesin-like protein KIF14. Gene Ontology annotation, biological process: microtubule-based movement. The transcript is spliced from 31 exons. The coding region runs from base 499 to 5010 and encodes 1503 amino acids. The record is from RefSeq and is a predicted model, not a curated record. NCBI's taxonomy places the organism in Eukaryota, Metazoa, Mollusca, Gastropoda, Lepetellida, Haliotidae. Gene Ontology annotation, molecular function: ATP binding; microtubule motor activity; microtubule binding.